AUGGGGGGGUGGGUACAGCACGGAGCCCCGGUGCCGGGGGGGGGGUCGGGGCGGGGCGGGGCGAGGUUAUGUAAGGCGGAGAUUAACGGGGCCGGGCGGCAGCGCGAUGGGAGCAGCCAGCAGCGGGUCCGGCCCGGGGCCCCCCCAGGUGCGUGCGGUGGCCCCGACGGUGCCCCCAUGUCUCCCCAUCCGGUGUCCGACCCUCUGACGGCCGCCCCCGGUUCCGUAGGGCCGAACCGUGGGCUCGUGGGUUCGGGCGCUGCUCCGCCGGAGCGGGUCGGUCCAGGGGCCGGUUCCCGGACCGGGACUCGCUGUGGCCACCGAGGAGCCGCCGUUCCCGGGGUGGCCGCUGCCGCAGCUCGUCUCGCUCUUCCUACCGGAGUUCCCCGUUCGUCCCUCCGCCCGGCAGCAGCAGCUCAAGAUCCUGGGUUUGGUGGCCAAAGGUUCCUUCGGUACCAUCCUCAAAGUGUUGGACUGCGGGAGAGAGAAGGUCUGUGCGGUGAAGGUGGGUGCUGCCCCAUGGCCGGGGGGUUCCAUGCUGCCCCCCCGGGCACCUCCCCAUCCCGACGAUCCCUCUUCCAGGUCGUACCCAAAGUGGAGGUGCUGCGCCGUGACACCCUGAAGCAGUGCAAGGAAGAAGUCAGCAUCCAGAGACAGGUCAGGCACCCGUUUGUGCACGGCCUUGGGGACAGCUGGCAGGGCCAGCGCCACCUCUUCAUCAUGUGUCCCUACUGCAGCACUGGGGACCUGCACGCUUUGUGGCGUGACGCCGGGUGCUUCACCGAGGCCACCGUGCGCCUGUUUGCAGCUGAGCUGGUGCUGGUGCUGGUGUAUCUCCAUGACCUGGGCAUCGUGCACAGAGAUGUGAAGAUGGAGAACAUCCUCCUGGAUGAGAGAGGGCAUCUCAAACUUGCUGACUUUGGCCUCUCCCGACACCUGGGCUGCGGUGAGCGGGCACACACCAUCUGUGGCACCCUGCAGUACAUGGCCCCAGAGGUGCUGAGCGGGGGUCCAUACAGCCACGCAGCCGACUGGUGGUCCCUGGGUGUCCUGCUCUUUGCCCUGGCCAGUGGGGAGUUUCCAGUGCCACCAGCCAGGGACCACGUGGCCAUGCUGGAGCGUGUCAAAGAGAGCAGCUUUGUGAGCCCCCCCGCGCUCAGCCCUGCUCUGAGCCGACUGCUGGCAGAGGUGACCCCAACCCUUGUGCUCAGUGUCCCCACUGCUGCCCCCCUCGUUGCUCACCAUCCAUCCUCCCUCCGUUACCAGCUGCUGUGCCACAACCCCCUUCGCCGCCUGCGCUACCUCCACCACUUCCAGGCUCACCCUUUUUUCCGUGGGGUGGCUUUUGACGCCGAGCUGCUGCAGAAGGACCCUGUGCCCGUGGCCGUGGCCCCGCACCCCAACGAGCAGCCCCUGCCCGACCCAGCCACCUUCGACGACUUCGACUGCGACUUCACUGCCCCAUUGAACCGGCCUUGGCCCGGCUGAGCCUGGGCUGGAGGGAACCCCCCCACCACGGAGGGACCCCGCAGCACUCAGGGACACGCCCCCCCUCUGUACCUCGCCCCACGGGUGCAAUAAACCCAGACCAGACGGGAACGCUGUGGGUGUCUCCUGUGGGGCCAUGCACUGACGGCAGAGGAUGCACGGAGCUGAGACCAACAUAGAACCCCCCCACCCAACAUAGAACCCACCAACCCAACAUAGAACCCCCCC
Coturnix japonica (Japanese quail) is the source of this 1716-nucleotide messenger RNA. The record is from RefSeq and is a predicted model, not a curated record. NCBI's taxonomy places the organism in Eukaryota, Metazoa, Chordata, Aves, Galliformes, Phasianidae.